AUGAAGCUCGCCAACCUCGCCCUCAGCGCUACCGCCGGUCUAUCCCUGAAGGCCACUUCGGAGACAGUCCAGGGUUUUGAUAUCUCCAACCAUCAAGCCACCGUAGACUUCAAGGCGGCCUAUAACGAUGGCGCUCGCUUCGUCAUGAUCAAAGCAACCGAGGGCACCACCUUCACGGACAAGGUCUUCAGCUCACAUUAUCAAGGCGCUACCGACGCCGGUCUGAUUCGCGGAGGCUACCAUUUCGCGCUUCCCGACUCCUCCUCUGGCGCGGAGCAAGCGGAAUUCUUCCUCAAGAACGGUGGCGGCUGGUCCAAGGACGGCAUCACAUUGCCCGGUAUGCUCGAUAUCGAAUACAACCCAUACGGUGCCACCUGCUACGACAAAAGCGCCGAAGACAUGGUUGCCUGGAUCAAAGACUUCGUCGAUACGUAUCAGAAGGCAACCGGUGUCUACCCCCUGAUCUACUCCACCGCCGACUGGUGGAAGACCUGCACCGGAAACGCCGGCGGCUUUGGCAGCACCUGUCCUCUCGUACUCGCCGCGUAUAGCGACUCGGCGCCCUCGACGAUCCCUGGCGAUUGGGCGACCUACACCAUCUGGCAGAAUUCCGACAGCUAUAAGCAUGGUGGUGACUCUGAUAUCUUUAACGGAGGGUAUGAGCAGCUGCAAAAAAUUGCUAAGGCUGAGUGA
Aspergillus oryzae RIB40 is the source of this 693-nucleotide messenger RNA. RefSeq names its product lysozyme. Bases 1 to 693 code for a protein of 230 amino acids. Gene Ontology annotation, biological process: carbohydrate catabolic process; cell wall macromolecule catabolic process; peptidoglycan catabolic process. The record is from RefSeq and is a predicted model, not a curated record. The transcript has 2 exons. Lineage: Eukaryota; Fungi; Ascomycota; Eurotiomycetes; Eurotiales; Aspergillaceae. Gene Ontology annotation, molecular function: lysozyme activity.